AAGACGGGCACGCUCCCGCCGUACGGCCCCGUCGGCGUCGCGGCCGCGCUCGAGGCCCUGCCCGACCAACGUGACGACGAAGGCCACGCUCUCUCGCACGAGUUCGCGCUGACGGACCGCGUCGCGCUCGUCUCGGGUGCGAACCGCGGGUUGGGCCUCGAGAUGGCGAGCGCUCUCGCGGAGGCGGGCGCACGCGCGGUGUACUGCGUCGACCUGCCCAAGGAGCCCGGGCCGGAGUGGGCGAAGGUGCAGGAGUACCUGGCAGGAUGACGGGCCUGCAGAGCGAGGCGCGCUUGGAGUACGUCUCUGCGGACGUGACGGAUCAGGAGGCGAUCUGGAAGGUGGGCGAGAUGAUUGGCGAUCGGGAGGGGCGGAUGGACGCGUGCAUCGCUGCUGCUGGUAUCCUCAGGCCGCAUACGGACUGUCUGCAGUAUCCGGCGAAGCAGUUCCAGGAGGUUAUGAACGUGAACGUAAACGGCGUGCUGUUCACGGCGCAGGCGGCUGGAAGGCAGAUGCGACGGUUCGGCAACGGAGGGAGCAUUACUCUGAUCGCAAGCAUGAGCGGCUCGAUUACGAACAGGGGGGAGCGCUGGGUGUCAUACAACACCUCGAAAUCCGCCGUCCUGCAGAUGGCACGGAGCAUGGCGUGCGAGCUGGGCCCAGAACGCAUCAGGGUGAAUACGCUUAGUCCUGGACACAUCUACACACACAUGACCGCCCAGGUCGUGGACAAGGACCCAGGGCUGGUGGACAAGUGGUCGGACUUGAACCCCAUGGGGCGGAUCGGGCGACCCGACGAGCUGAGGGGUGUGGUGACUUGGCUGGCGAGCGAUGCGAGCACGUUCUGCACAGGUAGCGACAUAAUUGUAGACGGUGGUCACCGGGCAUGGUAGACGACAUGAGUGUCAUUUCUUUUGGGGGUCAACUGGGUUUUACGAUGGGUCGUUGUUAUCACUGGUCGUUGUUGUCAUAUCUGCUGUACCUUUAGACGCACAGUACACUUGGGUAG
This is a messenger RNA of Fomitopsis serialis, 1009 nucleotides long. RefSeq lists its product as uncharacterized. NCBI's taxonomy places the organism in Eukaryota, Fungi, Basidiomycota, Agaricomycetes, Polyporales, Fomitopsidaceae. Gene Ontology annotation, cellular component: intracellular anatomical structure. Bases 267 to 893 code for a protein of 208 amino acids. The record is from RefSeq and is a predicted model, not a curated record. The transcript has 7 exons. Gene Ontology annotation, molecular function: oxidoreductase activity, acting on NAD(P)H, oxygen as acceptor.